Molecule: messenger RNA, 942 nt
Organism: Danio rerio (zebrafish)
Lineage: Eukaryota; Metazoa; Chordata; Actinopteri; Cypriniformes; Danionidae
Source: RefSeq, a predicted model, not a curated record
UUUCAUUGAUGACAUCAACGAAGGUCCUGUUUUGUCCCAAAGCCACUAUGAGGUCACUGUCAGAGAAGGGGAGGAGCCAGGACGAGUUAUUGCCACAAUCAGAGGAUAUGACCCUGACUCUCAUCCAAUCAGGUAUUCGCUGAGAGGAGACACUAAGAGGUAUUUCUCUAUCGGGAAGUAUUCAGGAGAGCUCAAGACAGUCCAGGCUUUGGACAGAGAGGAGAACCACACCUACACCAUGGAGGUGGUGGCAGAAGAUGGCCGUAACUCCUCUCUGUCCGCCUCCACACUGGUGACUGUACACAUUCUGGAUGUGAAUGACAACAGCCCGGUUCUGGUGGGCGAUUAUUCCUGGAAGUACCUGUGCACACCUCGCUGGGAGGAUCAGGCUCUGGUUCUGGCCUCUCGGGACAGUGAUGGCCCUCAGCAUGGAGGAAGGCUCAACUUCUCCCUCCGCAGUGAUGCCACUGUCCGCCGCACCUGGAAACUCACCCCCAUCAAUGACACCCACACCAACCUGUCUUUGAAUGUGCCAUAUCUGCCGCCAGAGGUUUACAUCGUACCUUUUACCAUCUCAGACAGCAGCUCUCCUCCUAGAAGCACGUUCAUCAAUCUGCCAGUGACGGUUUGCCCAUGCAACGUGAGGGGGAACUGCAGAACAGCACCAAAACAGCUGGAGGGCAUGCCCACCAUUCAGUCAACAGUGGGCAUCCUGCUAGGAACGCUGGGAGUUAUAGGUGUUAUACUGAUUGUUAUAUUCGUGAGACUCUCCUACCAGAAUGCAACACCACCAAACAAAGACUGCCAGGAACGGGUGCCGCUCAAUGUGUCUCUGUAGUUAUGGAGGUCUUUGGAGACUACUGGGUCAUUUGUUAAUUGAAUCAAUUGAUGGAUUUUUUUUUCUGCUUAAAUGUUAGGUUUCAGCAGGCAUACAGUGCAUCU